AAUGUUAAAAUCCUUUGGAAUUAUUUCUGGUUUUCUUUUCAUUAGUCAGGGGAAAGUCAAUUCUUCAACAGAAAACUUUAAUUCAGCAAGACAUGCUUUAUGCAUCCUAUUUCCAGAUUAAAAUUCUGGAGUCAAUGGUGUUGUUUCUUUUUCAUAAGAACAUAUUAAUGCAAAAACAAAGAUUGCUGCAGUAGUAAGAGGAUUAAAGCCAAACAGUCUCCACGGCAUUCAUGUUCAUGAAUUCGGGGAUUUAAGCAAUGGAUGUGAAACAGCAGGACCUCAUUUCAAUCCUUUUGAACAAGAACAUGGAGGUCCUUUAGAGGAGUAAAGACACGUAGGAGAUUUGGGAAAUAUAAAAACAGAUGAAAGAGGAAAUGGAUAUUUGGCUUAUGAAGACAAUUAGAUUUAAUUAUAUGGAGAGUAUAGGUAAACGAGCAUAUAAAUAAAAUAAGUAUUUUGGGAAGAUCAGUGGUAGUACAUGCAGGUUAAGAUGAUUUAGGAAGAGGUAGUUAAAAAGACUCAAAAACAACUGGUAAUAGUGGUGCAAGAUUGGCUUGUGGAGUGAUAGGUUUGGCAUCAGGAUUUAAGAAUUUAUAACCAUAUAAAUGAU
Paramecium pentaurelia is the source of this 610-nucleotide messenger RNA. Lineage: Eukaryota; Ciliophora; Oligohymenophorea; Peniculida; Parameciidae. The record is from the annotation of a GenBank genome assembly.